Molecule: messenger RNA, 1843 nt
Organism: Dendronephthya gigantea
Lineage: Eukaryota; Metazoa; Cnidaria; Anthozoa; Malacalcyonacea; Nephtheidae
Product: putative ankyrin repeat protein RF_0381
Exons: 6
Biological process (GO): protein phosphorylation
Molecular function (GO): protein kinase activity; ATP binding; protein binding
Source: RefSeq, a predicted model, not a curated record
AUGGCAAAAUAUCUUGUUGAAAAGGGAGCUGAUGUAAAAGGUAAAAAUACUGACGGAAGGACAUUACUACACACUGCUGUUGCUAAAGGUAAGCCGGAAAUAGUGAAAUAUCUUGUUGAAAAAGGCGCUGCUGUGAAUGCCAUUAACAGCAAAAAUGCUAACGGGUUAACAGUGCUGCACAGUGCUGUUGCUAACGGUAAGCCAGAAAUAGUAAAAUACCUUGUUGAAAACGGCGCUGAUGUAAAUAGCACGGACAUUCACGGGCGGACAGUUCUACACAGUGCUGUUACUGAAAUUACUGAAGGUAAGCUAGAAAUCAUAAAAUAUCUUGUUGAAAAUGGCUCCGAUGUAAAUGGCGAGUAUACUGAUGGAUGGACAGUAUUGCACUAUGCUGUUAGCAAAGGUACACUAGAAAUGGUAAAAUAUCUUGUUGAAAAGGGGGCUGAUGUAAAAGGUAAAAAUACUGACGGGUCGACAAUACUGCACACUGCUGUCACUAAAGGUACGCUGGAUAUAGUGAAAUAUCUUGUUGAAAAAGGCGCUGCUGUGAAUGCCAUUAACAGCAAAAAUACUAACGGGUCAACAGUGCUGCACAGUGCUGUUGCUAAAGCACAGAUAUUGACGGGCGGACAGUUCUACACAGUGCUGUUUACUGAAAGUAAGCUAGAUAUGGUAAAAUACCUUGUUGAACAUGGGGCUGACGUCAAUGGCAAGGAUACUGAUGAAUCGAGAGUGCUUCACCGUGCUGUUACUGAAGGAGCACACGAAACGGUAAAAUAUCUCAUUAGAAAGGGGGCUGAUGUAAAUGGCAAGUAUAUUGACGGAUGGUCAGUCUUGCACUAUGCUGUUUCUAAAGUCAGAAAUGGCGCUAAUGUAAAUGGUAAGAAUUCUGACAGCUGGACAGUCCUGCACGCCGCUGUCGAUACAGGUGAAUUAGAAAUUGUCAAGUAUUUAAUUGAACAGGGUGCUGACAUAACUCCUAAAAGUAAUAUCAGCGCUCUUGGCACUGACAUCAUGAGGAUGGCUGUUGUGAACAAUUCAGUUGCUUUGGUGAAACUCCUCUUGCAAAAGAACAUAGUUGUUUCGAGAGCUGGAACAUUUCUUGUCGAGGGAAGGCAAAUGAGUCUUCUUGAAUGGAGUAUUUACAUUGGUCAUGAUGAAAUAAAAACUAUUCUAAAGAGGUCCAUAAAACAUCGCGAGAAAAUUGAGAUGUUGAAAACAAUGAACCACAACCAGUUAGAAAAGACUGAAAUACCGAUUCAGGCUUUUGUCGCAACGAAUCAAUUCAAAAUUGGCGACGGUUGUUGUGGCUCACGUGUCUAUGUUGGUGUCAUGAAGGAUGAAAGUGAAGUUGCUGUUAAGAGAGUUUUGGUGCCAAGUGAGGACAAAACAGUUGAAAACGAAAAGGAAAUCAUGAGUCUCAUUGAAACGAAAAACUGUCCAUUUAUAGUGAGUUAUCGUUAUUUUCACUCUGGCAAUGAGUUCAUGUAUCUUAUUGUUGAUCUUUGCGAGGAAAACUUGAGAGAACUUGUUCAUGCAUGCAGUAUUGAACAUCUACAAGAGCAUGGUCCACGAAUGAUUAGGGAAAUUCUAUCAGGACUUGAAUUUCUUCAUGGUGAAGGAAUAUUGCACAGAGAUUUAAAACCUUCAAACGUCCUGGUUGAUAUCGAAGGUCACAUGAAAUUGGCAGACUUUGGAAUAAGCCGUAUUUUGAAUGACGAUGAAACAACAGUUGUAACAUUCGCCAAAGGUACUCCUGGAUGGAUGCCAUCGGAAGUAGCUCAAGCCAUUGAGAAAGAUGAGAAAAGUCGUUAUAAAAGGAAAUCAGAUGUCCAGGUAGCAG